CCUAAAUAUCAAUUUGAAUGCCAAAUGAUAUGUUAAAAGAUCCUGCAAGUUCUGUAUUCUUUGCAUUAUGGCAGCCAGAGCAUUACAGUGGACUUCAGCUUGAAUUGUGGGACGGUCCGGUUGUUUUUAAAGGACAACACAGUAACGACACGACAGUCAGGGUGUGUAGACUGUACACACUACACUGGAUACCACGCCUGGGGAAAUAGGCUACAUUGUUUAUCUUCACUUUAGGGGUGGGGCGUUUCUCUACAGGUGCGCUGCCUCAGCUCAGGUAGCCUACAAAGAAUAAAGCAUCACCCUCCCGUUAUACAAGUUUAAAGCAAGCAGCUGUAAUGUCCCCACCAUGGAGCUGAAAAGGUGUAUAGGAGGAUGCGUGACUCCAUUUCUGAUCGCCUUCCUAUUUGAUGUCCUCGGUCUGAUUCUGGUUUUUGUCGGCAUAUUCGCCAACGUGCGCAUCGGCGACCGCUUUUACGGCGACUUCUUGAUCUACUCCGGCUCUCUGAUCAUUUUCUUCAGCCUGGCCUUCUGGUUAAUGUGGUACGUGGGGAACGUCCAGGUGUCGGAGGACGACGAGGGCGGCUUGAAGAAGAGCAGCAGUAUCGUGCAGCUGGCCAGGAAACUAUCCGAGAGGUUAAGCCAGAAACUGAAAGGAGAGCCACGCGUAAAAUGUGUUGAGGAUGAUGAGGACGGCAGCCAGGUGGGACCGCACAAGGCCAGCCGGGUGACAUGGGGCCGGUCCACAGCAUACCACAAUAAAGGCUACGACGACUGCCUGGACUCCCCUUCUAUGGAGAAGAAAGUGGAGAUAGAACCAGAGGAAAAAACAGAGAUGUGAACGUCUACCUGAUGCCACGAAUGGGUACCUUAGUAUAAAAACAAAUAGUUUAAAAUGUGGCCAUGUCUGCUGUGAUACAUUUCAGAAAUCGGAGGUGUGCAUGAGCCUGCACAGUCAAUAUCAACAAUUCAUUUAUACAUUUAAAGUCAAUUUGAACGUUUUUUUUAUGUGGAGAACAUAUGUCUAUCUCUAUGAACAUCAGGAUUUAAAAUUAGGCUAUGACCAC
Molecule: messenger RNA, 1064 nt
Organism: Sander lucioperca (pikeperch)
Lineage: Eukaryota; Metazoa; Chordata; Actinopteri; Perciformes; Percidae
Product: transmembrane protein 238-like
Exons: 1
Coding region: 347-838 (163 amino acids)
Source: RefSeq, a predicted model, not a curated record